UUGCGGUCAUCUCUCACAGUUAAAAGUUCUCCGAACUGAUUUAACUGAUUUAAUUUGUGUUUUAUUUACCAUUGUGAUAAACGCGUGUGAAAAACUGAGACUUUCCAAUUACCCAAAAGCACAAACAAUAUGUGGGUGAAAGCGUGAUGUAAGGAAAACGUGAGGAAAAACGAGUUUUGAUUUGACUUCAAACCCGAUUGUGAAAGCGCAGCAAGAUUUGUCAACGCAAACAAGCAAGAAGAAGAGCGCAAAAAUAGCGUAAUAUUUGUUAAUAAUCACAGCAUCGCAAACAACAACAUUGCGGAAGCAGAAUUCGACUUAUCGUUUUGCCCGUUUCCGUCGGAGGGCUAAAAAUAAACCCACCCACGCUCCCUCGCACACACACACCCCCGCCCACAAUUCACCCACACCCACGCACAAUUUCGGGAAGGUGAACUUGUGUUGACUUUUCCAGCGCGCGGACUUUUUCGGAGGAAAAUGCAAAAAUGAGAGUUCGAGCAUCCAGCAGACGACAACUGGGAUUUUGCGAGCCGGAGGCGCCUUGAAUGAGAGUCCUUAGCCCGACAUGUCAGAUUUCGUGCCGCGCGACCUCCCCGACCUGUGGGAGGAGAUUCUCCGGCGCCACUGGAUGUUCCUUGAAACGGAGGAGAGCAUACAGAAGCUCGAAGAGCGCAAGCAGCUGGAGGGUUGUCUCAAGGAGUUCCUCUGUGUGGUGCAGCACGAUCGCAAGUUCUUCCUGCCGGAGACUGGGCAAGUCCUGCGGCGAUCGGUGCGCGAACUGCCCGACUUUUCGGCCCAGAACGCCAUCGUGGCCUUCGAAACCAUCAGCCAGUAUGCCAACAACCUCUUCACGAAGCCCUGGCGGAAGGAGUAUCGCACUCUCAAGACCUACUCGGGAUGCUUUCAACACGACAUUCAAUCCCGCCUGAUAGACGCCGAACAGCUCUUCGUGGCCAUGGGAUACCGCAGGGUUUCUGAGGACACCUUCGUACUCGAAGGACCCAUCUGUCCGGAUCAGGUGACAAAUGUGUCGCGCGAUGCCAUGGCUGCCUACGUGGAGUGCCAGAUCAUGAAGCACAUCUACGCGGGAGUCACGGCAGCAGGAUACAGCUGCAGCUGGAAGGACGUACUGCAGUUCCGCGAGCGAAUCGUGGGCAGCCCUUCGAGGACCAUCAAGGAGAUGGUCGGCCACCUGAGUGAGAAACGGAUGCGCAAGGAGCAGCCGCCAGUGCAGGAGAAUACGUACAGCAAUGUGGCGACAGUGGCGCCGACCAGCUGUGUCAUGCACGGGCAUAGCAUGGCCCAUCAUCCCAGCAGCUCCGCCAGCUGUGCCCUGCAUCCGAACGGCUUGAGCGAGGUGGGAAAGUACAUGCCGCCGUACCCAGCUCCUCCGCCGCAACAGCCUCACCUGCCCGGGCCGCUGAUGACGCACUCCCGCAGCCUGGAGCACUACCAGGAGCCGCACGCCCACCUGCCGCACCGCCACUCCUUUGACCAGCAGCUGCAGCAGCAGUGCCAGCUGCCCCACGUCUACGAGGCGCCCUACGACUGCCUCGACGGCUUGAGCCUGGGCAGCAGUGCAUCCUACGCGGCCGUCGCCGGGGCCUACAAUGCUCCGGGCAACCGCUACCCGCUCCCUUACAACAUCUCCAGCCAACUGAACGCGCCGUACGCCUCGCCAGCCGAACUUUACGGAAGCGGCGAGCCCGUCAACAUGUACGCCACGUUGGGAAAGACGGGUCCGGCCCACAGCUGCGACUUCCACCGGCGACAGACGGGCAGCUCCACAGCUGCCGCGGCCGCUCUGGCGGCCAUGCAGCACCGGCAGAGCACCUACCCUCCUGACCACCACCUCAUCGACUUUGAUGAACGGGCGCAGCUCACGCAGCACGACUUCGGGACGCACGACUACGAUCCCCAGUACGCCGAGCUAAGGACCCAGGUGCAGCCAAGCAUGCGGGGAAACCCGGCUGGCAUGUACGCCACCUAUGGGGGCUACGACCUGCCCACCACGCUGCCCCAGGCCCCGCCGCCAACGGCCCAAGACAUGUACAUCUACGCUAGGCCGGUGCCCAAGAGCAGCCGGAUGCGUGCCCUUGCCGAAGCGGGGGGCAUCAACUCGACUGACAAGCAUCCGCGAUCAGCGGAGAAGCCAAACCCCAUGGACAAUAAUCGCAAGAUGCACAAGGAAUUGAAGGAGCGCGCUAGUCGAACGGCGCCUGCGAAGAGGUCCGGCAACGAACGUGAUAUCCCCGCCACCAUUUCCGACUUGAACAGCUACGACUCGGCCAGUCUGGACGGCUUCGUGACCCUGGACAGCAGCUCGCCACCGCUCAUGCCCAAAGUGCAAGAGGGCGUCGGCAGUUUCGAGUCCUGGAACUAUGUGUUUAAAAAUCUCGAGCGCUCCGGCUACACCAAGGACUUGGGCGACCGCGAGGACCUGUUGGUGCAGAGCCUAGAUCUGGACUCGCUGGCCAUAACGAACGGCGGAGCCGCUCCUCCGGCGGAAAAGAGACGCGAGCCCGCAAAGCCGACGAACGGCGAGAAGGCACGCACACUGGAAAAGAAGACGACCGGCCCGAGUCGACGCGAGGUGAAGGUGGUCCAAGCCGCGGCGCCGAGUCCUCUGCCCAACAGCAGCAGCGCCGGCGUGAAGAAGGUCAAGUCCGCUCUGAAGACGGCCGUCGUGGACAACCGGGGAAGCGCAUCGCGGCAUCGCACGGGCACCGUGCCCAAACAGCCGCCGGCCGUGUCCCCGCAGCUGAUUGUAACCAGCCCGAACGAGUGGAGCUGCAGCUUCUGCACGUUCCUCAACCCGGACACAAAGCGCAUCUGCGAGAUGUGCUGCCGCAGCAAGGACUUCAACCUGGAGGCCGCCACGGCGGCGUCCUCGUCGGCAGCGGCUGCUGCAGCGGCGGCAACCAGCGUGUCGCACGCAUCUUCGACCUGCGUCUAGAAGGACGCACGCUCGCCGGCAGCCGGGAGCCGCGACCCUCGUUAGUGAUACAAAAAGUGUAGAGCUGGAUAUAUAUAUAUUUUUUAUACAACCAAUGUAAGCCUGUGCGCGUGUCUCCAAGAUCUAGUCUCGUAGUCGUCGUCCGAUGGCCGUCAACCCUUUGUUAUCCGGAUCCCUUCUCCCCGGGUCAGAGCGGAUCGCGCUGCGGAGGGAGGGAGGGAUUUGUCUGCAGCCUGUACAUAGAAGUAUUCUAAUUAGUUACCCCUACAUGUAAACACACGCUUUAAUUAGUUUUAGAUUGUUUCCCCAUUGUUAAGGGCGCUUCUGUUUCAAAUUACGUGCCUCCCUGUAUAAGUCAUCUAUAUAUACACAACACAUAUAGACAUUUAUAUAUUUGUACGUGUGCAUGCGACGCGAAAAGCGAAAAUCGCAAUGCGAAAUGCUAAAUGCGAGAGAGAGUGAUGUUUGAACUUGGACGUUUUCUAGGAAAUCAACUGAUAAUUAUAUACCUUAUACUAAUAGUUGCAUUCACAAUACGUAUUUCCGAUAGUAAAUCAGAGUAAAUAGAAGUUCUUGGCGAACCCAAGCGUAUAUACCGAACUUUGCAUAGAUAAUACACCUAUAGCCGUAACUUAAGCGAUUUCAAUUCGAAGAACCGAGCUAAGCAUAACGCGAAACAUAAUAAAUCGAACAGGACUGGUACGGGUUGUAAA
Drosophila ficusphila is the source of this 3669-nucleotide messenger RNA. It is a transcript of the gene tamo, whose product is annotated as protein tamozhennic. The transcript has 5 exons. Bases 566 to 2956 code for a protein of 796 amino acids. NCBI's taxonomy places the organism in Eukaryota, Metazoa, Arthropoda, Insecta, Diptera, Drosophilidae. Gene Ontology annotation, cellular component: cytoplasm. The record is from RefSeq and is a predicted model, not a curated record.